This is a messenger RNA of Musa acuminata subsp. malaccensis (wild Malaysian banana), 2771 nucleotides long. Its product is annotated as G-type lectin S-receptor-like serine/threonine-protein kinase LECRK3. The record is from RefSeq and is a predicted model, not a curated record. Gene Ontology annotation, biological process: recognition of pollen; protein phosphorylation. Lineage: Eukaryota; Viridiplantae; Streptophyta; Magnoliopsida; Zingiberales; Musaceae. Gene Ontology annotation, molecular function: ATP binding; protein serine/threonine kinase activity.
GAAUGAGAAGCCAACUAACAGUCUUAUAUUCAACAUCAGCGUCUCCAACUGUAAGUAAGCGUUAUGGUCGUUGAUUGAAAAUAAUUAAGGAAAGAAGACCAAAGAUCCGACAAAAAUUGAGGACCCAGAAAGAAGACCCAAAGUCUUCCCUUCAAUAUGGAUAAAGUAGUGUCCUAAGAAGACAUGGAUCAAAUGAUUUGAAGAGUGCAUGACUUCAGUGACCCUCUGCAUUCCUCCACGUCUUACCUUCCUCACAAAUGGCUUCAGCGAUGUUCUACGUGCUCUUGUUUUUCCCCUUUGGGCUACAACUUGCACAAGGAGCAGAUGAAUCAAGGGUAGCCAACAUAACCUUGGGAUCUUCCAUACGCCCAGCCACCAACCCCACCGCAUGGUUCUCCCCCUCGGGGCGCUUUGCCUUAGGAUUCUACUACGAGGAUGGAGGCUUCUACGUUGGAGUAUGGCUGCAGACAUCACCCGGAAACAACACGGUUAUAUGGACAGCAAAACGAGAUGAUGCACCAGUUUUUGAAGACGCCAUGUUACAGCUAACCGAGCAAGGACUUCAGCUCACGCAGACCAACAAAGAAGACAUACUUAUCACCAAUCUUCAAGUAGGUGCAUCUACUGCCUCCAUGCUCGACUCUGGUAACUUCAUCAUCUAUGAUGCCAAUUUUGAAUCCCAGUGGGAGAGUUUCAGCCUCCCGACUGAUACAAUCAUAUCAGGUCAGACCUUACAACCUGGCAAUGAGCUUAUUUCCAGCAUCUCAGAAACCAGCCACUCAAGUGGAAGGUUUCGCCUAAAGAUGCAGGAUGAUGGUAACCUCGUCUCGUAUCCGGUAAACACAACCGACACUGCAGAAAAUGCUUAUUGGGCAUCCUCGAGCAAUGGUAAGCCAGUUAUAAGUCUAAACCUUGAUAACCAUGGCGGCUUAUACCUCCUGUUCCAAAACGAGAGUCGGAUUUGCAAUUUAACAAACGACAACCAUGUCUGUGAUUAUUCAAGCACAAACACAUCAGAUCUUGGAAAAACAAGCAACAAUAUCAGCAUGUCUGAUCGAAUUUAUCGUGCUACGCUGAAUGUUGAUGGUAUAUUACAAGUGUAUGCUCAUGAUCUAGAAUCAAACACAUCAAAAGUACUAUUUGAAAUUCCAGAAACAAAAGAUAAGUGCACGAUUAAGGGAACCUGCGGCUUUAACAGCUACUGCACCUCCAUGGGUGAAAAACUGGUUUGUAUGUGUUUCCCUGGUUUUGAUUAUAUUGAUGCUAACAGAACAUGGAUUGGAUGCAAACAGAAUUUGACCGGUGGAGGUUGUGACUUGAAAAGGGAUAAUAUGGUGCUCAACAUGUCAAAACUAAAUAACAUAGGGUCAGUAGAUGAUACCUAUACUGCGCCAUUUCCUCUGGACACCGUGGAAGCUUGCAGUGAUGCAUGUUUGACAGACUGCAAUUGUGAAGCCGCACUGUUCGACGAUGGCAGCUGCUCGAAACAGAAGUUCCCUCUGAGAUAUGCACGGAGAGAUACAUCAUCCGUGAUGUUAAUCAAAGUCGUGGGAACCAAAGGCCCUACAGGAAGCACUCUUAUAAAGAAGGAGUUAUCUAUUAAGAUUUUGUGUGCCAUUGUGGCUGUUGUUACUGGAUUAGUGACCGCAUUUGUAGCCUUGGGCUUCUUUCUGUAUAGGCAUCAAGUUCGAAGAUAUAAAAGAAUCUCGAGGAAAAGAGAGCUUGAAUUGGUUGAUGAAAUCGCUCUAAGACGUUUCAACUUUAAAGACCUUAGAGAUGCAACAGAUGAUUUCAAGCAAGUGUUAGGCAAAGGAGCCUUUGGAACUGUUUUUAAAGGAGUAUUGCCCAACAAUGAUAGAGCUGUCGCGAUAAAGAGGCUUGAGAAGGUGAUCGAUGAGGGAGAACGAGAAUUUCGAACGGAGAUGAGGGUAAUCGGUAGAACGCACCAUAGAAACUUAGUACGAUUGCUUGGGUUCUGCGACGAAGGUCCUCACAGGCUACUGGUCUAUGAAUUCAUGAGCAAUGGCUCACUCGCUGACCUCAUCUUCCAAGUAGAUAGACAACCAUCUUGGAGUGAGCGAACAAGGAUCACGCUGGACAUAGCUAGAGGGAUCCAUUACCUACAUGACGAGUGUGAAGCCAGCAUCAUACACUGUGAUAUAAAGCCUCAAAACAUAUUGAUGGACGACAACUGGACAGCGAAGAUCUCGGACUUUGGGUUGGCGAAGCUAUUAAUGCCAAGCCAGACCAGAACAUUUACUGGCAUCAGAGGGACAAGGGGUUACCUUGCACCGGAAUGGCACAAGAAUGCACCGAUAACAGUCAAGGCAGAUGUGUAUAGCUUUGGCAUCAUGCUGUUGGAGAUUGUAUGCUGCAGGAAAAAUAUGGAACUGGAGGCUGAAGUUGAUGAGAUUAUGCUGUUAGACUGGGUUUACGGUUGCUUUGUUACUGGAGCACUGGAAAAUCUUGUACCUGAUGAAGCAGACAUGACAGAAUUGAACAGGUUGGUGAAGGUGGGAUUGUGGUGCAUACAAUCUGAACCAGCUUCACGGCCAAAUAUGAAGAAUGUUGUGAUGAUGCUGGAAGGCAGCAUUGAUAUCUCUAUUCCUCCACCACCAACUUCGAGUUUCUAAUUUGUAGUGUCAUGCAGACCCCUUGUCAGUGACUAGGAUGGGGAAAAUGAGUAUGUUCCCUUUUCUAUGCUUUACAAAUAUGGAUUUCUGUGAUAACAUAUGCACCUUAUGUAAUAAAUGUCGUGUUGGACCCUAAAA